Molecule: messenger RNA, 5118 nt
Organism: Ctenopharyngodon idella (grass carp)
Lineage: Eukaryota; Metazoa; Chordata; Actinopteri; Cypriniformes; Xenocyprididae
Gene: cc2d1b
Product: coiled-coil and C2 domain containing 1B
Exons: 28
Coding region: 281-2875 (864 amino acids)
Biological process (GO): regulation of transcription by RNA polymerase II
Cellular component (GO): nucleus
Molecular function (GO): DNA-binding transcription repressor activity, RNA polymerase II-specific; RNA polymerase II cis-regulatory region sequence-specific DNA binding
Source: RefSeq, a predicted model, not a curated record
UAAAGACCGGUGUGAUUUCCCACUGUUGGGCGUGGCCUGUCUUCAUGUUUUCGUUGCAUUGGUUGCAGUAGCAAAACAAAUCCAGUUAUAUGUUCUUCUUUUUGACGCUCGUCGUUUUCAUUAGAAAUUCACCGAGGAAGUAUAUAUAGUUUUAGGUCUUUGUAGGAAGGAGGAAGUGGAGUGGCUUUGCUGUUGACGAGGAAAAGAAAGUAAACUACUCAACUCCACAUUUCUCUUCUGGAUCAGCUGGAAAAGGGUGGAGGAGUGGGAGCAGGUCGGGAUGUUUGCCCGGAAAAACAAGCGAGCAGCGCCUAAAGGCCAAGGAGCAGCAGCAGCCAAACAGAUGGGAUUGUUGCUUGAUUUCAAGCCCGAUGAUAUGAUGGGCAUGGAGCAAGAUCUGGAUGAUCCAGCUUUAGAAGCUGAAUUUGCUGCCAUUGUUGGGAAGAAACCCAAUGCGGCUGCCAGGGGGAAAAAGGCGGGCAAAGCUCCAUUACCAAUGGAGGAUAUUGAAAAAAUGGCGGAGGCGUGCAUGAAAGACAUUGAUGAUGAUGACGAUGACAGUCUGGAGGAGGAUGAAGACCUCUUGGCUGAGCUCCAGGAAGUGGUUGAUGAGGAGGAAACGGAAGACUCAGGUGCCGCAACGCCAACCUCCCCUGUUAGUGCGGAAACACCUUCAGCAGAAACAACACCAGCAGCCCAGGACACUAAGGUUUCUUCAGUGCCUGGAAGCAUCGAACACACCUUAGAGGAGAGAAUAAACCUGUAUAGGAUGGCUGUUACCAAUGCCAAAUCUGCAGGGGAAACCUCUAAAGCUCGGAGAUAUGAGAGAGGCCUCAAGACACUACAGACUAUGCUGGCAUCAGUGCGAAAAGGGGGGAAGAUUGACGAAACCGAGAUUCCCCCUCCAGUUGCAUGUGGAGCAUCUGGCGGUCCAAGUCAGCCCCCUGCCCCUGCAGUGUCACCUGAUCAGCACUGGGAGAGUGACAGUGCUGUCGACAUUUCUCCCGUCUCCACGGAAGCCGCCGCUGUUGUCAUGGAUCCAUCAUUAAACACUAGAGAUGAGUCCUCCGGUGUAACGUCUCCAGCUUCCCUGUCAUCUCCAGAAGGGGAACACGCAGGAAGUGCUGCUGAAUUGCACUUAGCUUCUACAGUCGGACAGCCCACUAAAGACGUUCUGCUGGAGCGACAGAAGGAGUACAGGAUGGCAGCUCUCAAGGCCAAACAAGCAGGAGAGAUUGACCAAGCCAAAAUGCAUAUAAAGGCCAGUAAGGGAUUUGAUGCAGCAAUUGAGGCUUUGGAGAAAGGCCAGCUGGUGGAUGUGAGCUCCCUUCCGCCCCCUCUGUCUCAAGCAUCAACUGUUACUCAAGCCGCACCUCAGACGGCUGUUAAAGUCCCACCUUCAGCUCCUGCAGGCAACGUUUCUGGCCCAUCUCAGCCCAAUACUGUUCUUGAAGCUCUGGAGCAGAGGAUGGCCAAGUACAAAGAGGCCUUCACACAAGCUAAAGCCAGCGGGGAUGAGCGCAAAGCCCGCAUGCAUGACCGCAUUGCUAAACAAUACCAAGCUGCCAUACGUGCCCAUAAAGCAGGUCGACCUGUCAAUUAUGACGAACUUCCAGCCCCUCCAGGCUUUCCUCCAAUCCCAGGCCAGAAGGCCACUUCUCCAGAGCAGGGAUUGGCUGCUGUCCUGGAAACAGCCAAUAAGCUGACAUCUAAUGAAGCUGAAGCUGAUGAUGGUGAAGAGGAAGAUGAAGAGGAGAAGGUUAAGGCUCCAAAAGUAGUAGACCAGAAGAAGCCCACUCUUGCAGUACAGCCUACAGUACAGGAGCCCAAGAGGACUCCUUCACCUUCCCCAGACAGAACAUCCAAAAGAGGAAGUCUGCCUGACACUGCUCAGCAGCAGCUGGAGUUUCUGGAGGACCGCAGAAAGCAGUACAUGAAAGCAGCGCUGCAGGCAAAGCAGAAGAAUGACCUAGAGCAGGCCAAGACCUUCCUGCGCACAGCAAAGGGUUUGGACCCCAUGAUAGAAGCUGCCCGCAGUGGCAAGACAGUGGACGUAAGCAAGGUGCCUUCUCCGCCUGGAGAUGAGGAUGAGGACUUCAUUCUAGUCCAUCACAGUGAUGUUCAGAUCUCAGAGAAGGCUCAGGAGGUCUACACUCAACUCACAAAACUACUCAAAGAGCAACACGAGAAAUGUGUGACAUACUCCAAGCAGUUCACACACAUGGGGAAUGUUGCAGAAACAACCAAAUUUGAGAAGAUGGCUGAACAAUGUAAAAAGAGCCUGGAGAUUCUUAAACUGGCGCAGAACAGGGGGCUUCAGCCUCCUAAACAUCACUUUGAGGAGAGAACAUAUCGCACUGUCAGGAUCUUUCCAGAGCUCAGUAGCACAGACAUGGUUGUUGUCAUUGUUAGAGGGAUGAACCUUCCUGCUCCCUCUGGUGUUGCAACAAAUGACUUGGAUGCCUAUGUUAAGUUUGAUUUCCCGUACCCCAGUACAGAACAACCUCAGAAAUAUAAAACAUCAGUCAUCAAAAAUACCAACAACCCAGAGUAUAACCAGAGCUUCAAACUGAACAUCAACCGUAACCACCGUGGCUUUAGGAGAGUUGUACAGACUAAAGGCCUGAAGCUGGAAGUGCUGCACAAAGGUGGCUUCCUGAGGAGCGACAAGCCGGUAGGAACAGCCCACCUUAAACUGGAGAAACUGGAAGCUGAAAGUGAAGUGAGAGAGAUAGUGGAGCUUAUGGAUGGGCGAAAGGCCACAGGUGGUCGUCUGGAGGUGAAGGUGCGUCUCAGAGAGCCACUGGGUGGGCAGGACCUCCAGACUGUCACAGAACGAUGGGUGGUGUUAGAGGAGCCACAGGUACUGCUGUAACUGACACUGUGAUUUCAUCUUCACAAAGUCUUGAGGUCUCAGCGGUUUUAUCAGAGCGGAUGAAGAUAUGGACGGUGAAAGCUCAACGGUGCUGCUAUCCUUGGGUACAAACCAAGUGAUGGAGACUGCAAGGAACGUUCUCAAUGUGCUCUCUGUGCUUUGAACCGUUCACAGAGAGACAUUGUCACUCACAGAGGCCGUUAGCUUUGUUUUUAUCAGGGUAUAAAAGGUUGGACCAGGAUGUAACAGUUGGGGUGGUCAUUAAAAAUUCAGGAGGUAUUAAUAAAAGGAGCGGGAAAUGUGCACAGACUUGCGUGAGAUUGAUAUGCCUUUUAAAUGGGCUUUUUGAGAUAGAUUGCCUCUUGAUUGUAUAAUAAAGCUCACCCCAACUGUUACAUUAAUCCAUUGGAGCUGAAGCCAAUGAGAGCUAACCUUUUUUUUUUUUACUGCUCUGGGAUGCACUUAUGCACUAAUGCCAAAGUAAUCACUGCUGCUGCAGUAAGAUGAAUGACUUAAUCUGUUCUCCCUUAAAAUAGAACCUGUUCCUGUCAUAUCUCCAAUACUAAUGUAUGACUGCUAUGCAAAUGAGUUAUACGCGAUCAGCUAUGCAAAAAGGUUUGCGUUUGAAUCCCAAACAUUCUUUCAGACAUUUCAAAACUUGUUUACACCAUAUUUAUACAGAUAGGCCGUGCUAAAGUACUGCUGUUAAAUAUUAUAUUCCGUAUGAAUGCCAUUAAAGCCAUAAACCAGCUUUUACUAAUUGAACCAGAUGUGAAUUAUUCAUCAAAUGCUCUGAAUAGUCUAUUUUUUAAUGUCUGCUUCAUUAGGUAAUUGAGCAAGUGGAAUCAUGUUUGGAAAUGAUUGAAAAUGUAUAAUUUUCCCAGUAAAUUUAAGCAUAUUUUUAUUUACAUUUUUUUCUGCACUUUGCUGACAGUCAUUCAGACUAGAACAGGUGCUGUAAUAGUCUAGUACACACUCUAUGAUAAGAAGAGGCAGUUUAGUUGACAUAAGUUAGUAAAGGUAGAUUUUAGAGCGAUUCUGCAUUGUUUUGUAUAUAUAUUAAACAACCCUAAUAUAAUUUAUGAGAGAAAUAGAUUAGUUACCGCUUGUCUUGCACUUGACGGUCUUGUUCUGUACAAGGGUCGCUCCUAGUAGGCACUUUAGCCAAUGUUUACAUUGCGGUCUAGUGCGCACUUAAAGAGAACACCCAAAAAUGACAAUUCUGUCAUCAUUUACUCACCCUCAACUUGUUCCAAACCUGUAUAAAUUUCUUUCUUCUGCUGAAUACGAAAGAAGAUACUUUGAAGAAUGUUGGUAACCAAUCAGUUGAGGGGACCCCAUUGACUUCCAUAGUAUUUAUUUUAUUUUUUUCAUACUAUGGAAGUCAGUGGGGCGUAUCAACUGUUUGGUUACCCAUAUUCUUUAAAAUAUCUUCUUUUGAAACAAAUUCAUACAGGUUUGGAACUUGAGGGUGAGCAAAUGAUGACAGAGUUUUCAAUUUUGGUGAACUAUCCGUUUAAGUCAUUAUAUUCAGACACAAUAACUUUUGAUUUCCAUAGCGAUGACCUCAGAAACAAAUUAGCUUUGUAACAUUUACUCUACAAGUUCAAAAAUACCUCAUUUAUUUUUGCCCCAUUUAUAUUUUGUGGUGUGUUGGGUAACAAUUUGUGAAGAAUUGACUGACAUUUGGCUUUAAGUGUGGACAAUGUGCGAUCUAGAGCCAUCAGACUAGUUUUUACUCUGUCCAUUCAUUUCAGUUACAAAUGUUCUCAUCUCAUGUGAAUUGUGUGGUUUAGCACAUUUUCCAGUCUCAGAUCGAGCUUUAUCUUUUAUGAUCGAUUCUUCAUUAAAUGUUUCUUUCAUCCAUUGCAAGGUUUAUCCUAAAAAAAACCUAACUUUAAAUUGUCUAGUCUUUACAUGUACCACAAUGUUUCAGUUUAGUCAUGCUGUUCUUAAUGCAUCUUUCUACUCUUUCCCUGUACAAUCUGCCAUAUAAUUUAUUUUCAUUUCACACCAAGAUUUUGAAUCUGUUUUGUUAUUAAACGAGAAAAACAAAGAUCUGUAGCUCCUGAUUUUUCUUGAUUGAAAUGGAUAGUUUUAUUUUACCUUUAAUGGAAACUAUUAAUAUAAAAAGAAAUUCAGUUUUAUGUACAACCAUGGCAUGUUUUUGUAUAUUCAACAGGUUUGAUAAAGACUGUGUUUAUUGACAUUUGUAGUGUACAAUAAAGAAAGGUUGUAUUCUU